Molecule: messenger RNA, 1539 nt
Organism: Priceomyces carsonii
Lineage: Eukaryota; Fungi; Ascomycota; Pichiomycetes; Serinales; Debaryomycetaceae
Exons: 1
Coding region: 1-1539 (512 amino acids)
Biological process (GO): positive regulation of translation
Cellular component (GO): cytoplasmic stress granule; cytosol
Molecular function (GO): RNA binding
Source: RefSeq, a predicted model, not a curated record
AUGACAUCCACUGUAUCUUAUGCUAAUGUCGCUGCCAAGGGAACCAACCCGGUAGACAAGAGUAUGGAGCUCAGUAGUGAAACAAUGAGUGCUUUUGACUCAAGUAAUCUGGUAGACACUAGCUCAAACGUCUUGUAUCUGGUCAAGUCUCCCAAUUCUGGAAAUAACUCGGACACCACACUUUCUGCUUCGAAUCAAGAGACUGGUGAUAGCGACGAUAUUCCCUUGUCAUCGAAAUCGAUACCUGUUAAUGAAGGCAAGAAAGAGAAGAAGUCUCUUGCACCAGCACCUGUUCCUGAAAAGUCUGUAUGGGGCUCUAAUGGUUUACCCCCUAAGGAUGCACUGUCUUCUGUUAAUGUUGAUGAGCAUAAGUGGCCGACUCCAGAUAAAGUUAACCAAUUGGAGGGUCAAAACCAAAAUAGAUCUCAACUGCAGAAGUUCAUCAAGCCAAUCACGAAUAAGUGGGUACCUAUUAGUGCUAAGGUUGUCUUGCCAAACGCAAGAAACAAUGGCCAGAAACAAAACAGAAAUAGGAAGAACAAAAAGCAAAGUAAUGGUGGCAACACCAAUGUCAAUAGUACGACUUCUGUCUCGCAGAACCAGACUAGUUCUAGGAAGCAGAAUGGAGGUGUUAAAAACAAUAAUAAAAAUGCUCCCAACGGAAAUCAUGAUCAUCAAUCCCCUCAAAGUGAUCAAAAGUCUGUAAAUAGUUUUUCAGCUGGUAACGCAAACCGUGGAGUACCAAUUCUGGAUGUCCCUAAUGAUCUUGUAUUUAAUGGGUCCGAGAAUUCGGCUUAUAUUCAAUAUCAACAAUUCCAGCAACCUCCAUACCAGCCAAUUCAACAGGGUCAGUUUCCCCAGCAACAAUACCAGGAGGCAUCGAAGCCAAGGUACAAUGCCAAUGGAUCACUUUCUGGCUUCGGUAAGAAUAACUACAGGCGCUAUAAUGUUGCAACGAAUACUCCACAACAAUACAAGCAACGAUUUCAUGUUGGUAGUCAGCUGCCAUCUCAGAAUGGCUUUUAUCAUCCACAGCCAUUAGUACAAGGUCAAGGUUUUCCUAAUUUUAACAAUCAGUUCAGGCAAAAUCAAUUCAGACCGCAAGGCUACCCACAAAUGAGUGGGUAUGCAAAUGGCUCAUUUGGUUUUCCGACACCAGAGGUUCAAAUCCCCCCUCCAAUCUCUCCAAAGCAAGAACCUCAAGAGGCUUUGAAGCAGCAAAUUGAUUACUAUUUUUCAUUAGAGAACUUAAUUAGAGAUGUCUAUUUGAGGAAAAAUAUGGACGAAUCGCAUGGCUGGGUGUCUUUGCCAUUUAUUUUAAACUUUAAGAGGGUCAAGAUCAUCAUAAAUGGAAUUCAGAAUUCAAUUGAUAACAAAGAAAUUGACGCUGACUCAAUAGUUUUGGACUCUAUACUUAAAUGCGAAAACUUGGAGAUCAAUUAUAUUAAUGACAAAUCGGUUGAUACCGCCACUGUUGAUGAUAUUCAAUUGAGGGUAAAAGGGAACUUCCGCCAAUGGCUUUUGCCUAAUGAUGCUUGA